This is a messenger RNA of Paramecium sonneborni, 252 nucleotides long. Lineage: Eukaryota; Ciliophora; Oligohymenophorea; Peniculida; Parameciidae. The record is from the annotation of a GenBank genome assembly.
AUGGCAAUUAUUCUUUAGUUACAAAUUAAAUUUGUUAUGAUUGGAAUUAUGUUUGUGUUCUUGGUAUUACUGGUUGUAUAUAUCAAGUAUCUUAUCUUAUAAAUACAACUUAGACUGGAGAGAUUGAAUAUAAUUUAAAAUAAUUUCUCAAUACUAUUCAUAUUAAUGUUUUUAGUAAGACGGUAAAAGGCAUAACAUGUAAAUUGCCAAAUUAAUACAACAGCCGUUACAGAUCGUGAUGUCUAUUAGUGA